This is a messenger RNA of Mucor mucedo, 7590 nucleotides long. RefSeq lists its product as uncharacterized. Gene Ontology annotation, biological process: phosphorelay signal transduction system; protein phosphorylation. The record is from RefSeq and is a predicted model, not a curated record. The transcript has 8 exons. Lineage: Eukaryota; Fungi; Mucoromycota; Mucoromycetes; Mucorales; Mucoraceae. Bases 177 to 7145 code for a protein of 2322 amino acids. Gene Ontology annotation, molecular function: ATP binding; phosphorelay sensor kinase activity; protein binding.
UUUUAUUUCACAUUUUUUUAUUUAUUAUUUUUCUCUUUUCUUCUUUUGAUUUCUCAAGAAUAAUAAUCGAAAAAAAAAAAACUCUUUUUUUUUCUUUUUUUACACGUUCUGGACCUUUCUUUCUUACAUUUGCUCCCUCGACCAACGCAACUCUUAAAGAAAAAAAGAAACUAGUCAUGUCGAACUCGGGAUCGACGGGAUCGUUUACAGAUUCAACUGGGUAUGGUGUAUUGGGAGAAACACUACAAAUUCCCAAUUAUCACUUUAAAGCUGCUCCCAUACCUAGUCUAGCCCAUGGCGAAAAUGUCGAUAUAGUCUUUGGCUACAGAAUCUCGAAUAAAAAACCAGUCGUUGCCAAAGUUUCACCUAAUUCUUUGCGCCUAGAAAGAGAAUAUUAUAUCAUGAAGCGACUAUUUCAAUUGAGCGAUGGAUCUUCGUUUCUAGUUAGACCAUUGGAAUAUGUUCAUUUACCCUCUGGCUUAACAGUGGUCAUUUACGCCGACGAAGGUCAAAACUAUUUAGAAUCGAGACGCCAAUCGGACGAAUCGUCCUCCUUAUCAAAAUAUAACACAGCCUAUUCCGAAAAGAGUUCAAACGGUACAUCGUUGGGCAGUGACAAGGACGAUAAAAGCAAGCGAUUCCACCAUCGCUAUGACAACCAUAUCAUGAACAACAAUAAUACGUACAACGUGGAUUAUUAUUCACAAUCUAUCCCUUCGACCUCUGGUUUACCGACAGCCGGUCCGGUUUAUGAUCUCGGUACCUUUCUUCGAUUUGCCAUCAAGUGCACGGAUUGUUUAGAGUUUAUUCACAAGAACAAUGUGGUACACGGUGAGGUCAGAUUAUCUGCCUUUCAAUGGUCGGGCGAAGAUUCAGCCAGAGUCAAGAUGUGGAAUUUCGGAUCGGGCACAAAGACAUUAGAGACCUAUCUGACCAGCGAAGGAUGGCGAAAGACGGCUAAUAACAAGGAAUCCAUGGUCAUGUUGCAGAACUUACUGGUUUACAUGAGUCCAGAGCAAACCGGAAGAACCACCUACGUACCUGAUCAUCGUUCCGACAUUUACUCUUUGGGCAUUGUCUUUUUUGUGUUACUGACAGGAAGAAACCCAUUUGACGGUGGCCCGCUGGAUAUCUUGAAUGGCAUCCUCAGUCGCAAAAUACCCUUGAUUCACGAAAUACAGUUGGAAGUACCGGAAGUGGUAGCACGCAUCGUAGAAAAAAUGACGAAUAAAUCGCCGGAUGAUAGAUAUAGCAGUGCAUAUGGUAUCAGAGCAGAUUUAAAGGAAUGUUUAAAACGUCUCAAAUUCGCCUCUGAAUCUGCACAAGAGGUCAUCGAAUCCUUUCCUUUAGCUGAACGCGAUGUAGCCUCCGUCUUCACCUUGCCUAAAACUAUUUAUGGCCGUCAAGCAACUAUUGGCGAAAUGACCUACAUCAUUCAACGUGUAGCGGGUGUAUACAAAUCCAUCCGUAGCCGACGCGAAAAGUCACAUUCGACCGGAUCGACGUUACAGACCAUUACCAGCGAUCAUUAUAAUGGGGGAACCGCUAGUGUCAGUGACAGCGGCAUGAGCGACCAUUGCUCUGUGCCUGACUCCAGUAGCUGUCCCGGUGUCGGCCCCGUCUUAAGCGCUGUCAAAUCCAACGCUUCGCCUAGUUACUGCAGUGGAUUUGAAGGAAGCGAUAUCUCCAGUGGCAAUGGUCGUAUUGCCUCCGGUCAUCAUCGUCAAGGUGUGGAGAUUGUGGCUCUUGCGGGUCCCGGUGGGGUUGGCAAAUCCACUGUGUUUGGUGCUGUUCAAAACGUGGCAAGACAACACGGAUAUGUGGCAUCAUGCAAACUAGACUCGAGACACAAGAUUCCAUACAGUUGUAUUUUAAAAUCCUUGUCUCAAAUUCUGCAGCAAAUUCUGUCCGAAUCGGAAGAGGAGAUUCAUGCAUUUUACCUUCAUAUCAAGAACCAUUUGGGGGCACAGUUUUGCAAGAUCGAAUUAUUGGCAGACCUCGUGCCUGAAUUAAAACCCUUAUUGGAUCCCGUUGACAGUGAAGACUCGGAAGAUCCCAUCAAUGUCGUGCAUUUGGAUAAUGUCGAGACACGCAUACGUUUUCAUAACCUCUUUGUUGAAGUCUUUCGUGCCCUCACACAAUGGCGCAUGGUCACCUUGUUUCUCGAUGAUUUACAUUUAGCAGACGACCCUUCACUUGAAUUAAUUGAAAGCAUGGCAGCCUCACGUUUAAAGAUACUGAUCUUUGUAGCUUACCGCGACGGAGAAACCACGCCAGCGUUAGAAAAAUUGCUGAGCAACGACUAUGCCACCUUUCAUCAUAUCAAGGUGGACGCUCUUGAUUUUGACUCGUUAGUUGAUUACAUCGGCGACGCUCUCCACCGUCCACUGGAAGUGGACCGUGAUUCCAUCUUACCCCUCGCUGAUAUUGUCUAUAAAAAGACACGCGGAAACGCCUUUUACACUUCACAGCUGCUGGCCACGCUGGAGAAGAAAAAGAUGAUCUUUUUUAACUGGGAAGAGAACGAAUGGGAUUAUAACUUACAGGACAUUCAGCAAGCCGUGAUGACCAAUGAAGGUGCAGACCGUGAUGCCGAAUUAGAUAUUAGCUUUUUGGUAAACCGUCUCAAGGAACUACCCCUGGACGGUCAAAGGCUUCUCAAAUGGGCUUCAUUUGUAGGCGACACUUUUUCAUGGAACACCGUUAAACAUUUGAUGAUUCAUUCGGAUCCCGAAUCCGAGUUCUCGGAUACAGACACGAUCAUGUCCGAUUCUACCAAUCGUAGUCUGGCAGACAACGAAGACGAGGAUGUCAGUAUGGUCGUUGAGUCCUUACACCCCUUGAUCAAGUUCUCGCAUAACACAGGCAGUACAGGCGGUAGCAACAGUAGUCACAGUGGGAAACGUACCUCAUAUCACGAAGGAGAAUCCGAAUCCUCUUCGCGUAAAAAGAAGGCUCGUGAUCCCAUCAACGGUUUACAGGCGGCACUACAAGAAGGGUAUAUUUUGCCCUUGGAACAGGACGAAUUUAAAUGGUCACAUGAUCGUUAUUCUCAAGCGGCCAUGGAGCUCGCUAACCCCAAAAGUCGAGCCAAGAUCCAUUUACGUAUCGCGCGAUAUCUUUUACAAGAAGACAACGUGGAUAGUUUCCUGGUAUGUGAUCAUUUAUUGAAAUGUCUGAGUCUGGUACAAGAGUUGGAGGAAAGAGCGUGUUUCAAGGAUAUCUUUUAUGAGGCGGGUAACCGUGCGCGUGCGUCAGGUGCGCACAAGAUGGCGUUUGACUAUUACAAGGCGGCUAUCUUGCUACUGGGAUCGGAUACAUGGGAAAAGGAAUACACUACCACGCACUAUCUGUAUUCAAACGCAGUGGCUCUGAGUUGGGUGGUGGGUGAAUAUGAUACGACGGAGGAGUAUUUGGACGCCAUCUUUCAACAUACCACCGACCCCAUGGAUCGUGUUACAGCGUAUCGAAUUCAACACAAGUACUUUUUCGCACGCCAAAUGCAUGAAGAAGGAGCGGAAGCCCUACGACAAUGUCUGAUGGAACUGGAUAUGGAGGAUUUCAUGUACAACAAUACACGCGAGGAACUGGAUAGUGAGUAUGCUACGGUGGUCAAGAUCAUUGACCGACUGACGGUGGAUGACAUGGUCAAGAUGGGGGCCUGUGAUGACGCUAAACUGAAAUCAAUCAUGAGUAUCCUGGAAGAAAUGUGUACAGCGGCGUAUUGGCUCGGUAACCAAACGGAGAUGUUUUACUUGGCUUGUAAGAUGGUACAUCUUUCCCUGGCCAAGGGUAUGACGUCGGUGUCUGGUAUUGCACUUGUAUUUAUGGGUAUGUGUUCAGUGGAGGUGUAUCAUGAGUAUGUGUAUGGCGAGGAGCUAGGAUCGGCGGGUGUAGCCAUCAGCGAGAAAUACGGUGGUAACAAUGAGAAGGGUCGUGCCGGUUUUUUGUACGGUAAUUUUUUACUCAUGUGGAAACAUCACUAUCGCGAAGUCGUACCUCUAUUUCGGUCCACUUUACGACUUUCCCUGUCAGCGGGAGACCGUAUCUAUGCCUCCUUCUCACAUCUGCACAUAGCCACCAGUCUUUAUUAUCUGGGCGAUAAUUUGGCCAAUACCUUGGUAGAAGCCGAGACAUGUUAUGAUGAUAUUCAUGCUUGGUCUUCCUCCGUCGACACCAAUAUUUUAAUCAUGGCGGUGAUUCGUACCAUCAAGGCUCUCCAGGGUCAUACCUACAAUACAUCUCCCUUUGAAAUAUUUGAUGGCGAUGAUGGGUUUAACGAUAUUCACUUCAUCUCGGAAAGCUGUAAACAAAGUUCCAACUUAAACGUGCCCUUGAACUGGUACGAUUCUUUCCGUCUGGUCCCUCUCGUGCUCUACGGUCAUUAUGAGCAUGCUAUUGCAGUAGGUUAUAUGUGUAUUCGCGGUAUCCAUAACCAUCCUUGUCAUCGGCACACGCGUAUGAUGCUUACCUAUCAUUCCUUGGCCAUCAUUGAGAAACUCCGCUGUGAGGAGGAUCUGGACAGCGAAGAACGCGAUGUGUAUAUGAAGCGUGUUGAGGCUAAUCAAGUACGUAUGGAAGAAUGGGUCAAGUAUUCCAAAGUGAAUUUUAGCAUGUGGUAUACCCUUAUUGAAGCUGAAAUAUCAUCCCUGUCCAACGACAUGGCUAAAACCAUCCAGUUGUAUGAGAAGGCCAUUGAUCAAUGCCGUGAGGGAGAUUGGUACAUUGAUUUAUGUGUGUGUCAUGAAUAUGCUGGUGGAUACUAUGCACGUAUGGGAUUGAAAAACGCUGCGUAUGGAUUAUUGAAAAAGGCGCAAAAUCUAUAUGUGAAUCAUGGGUCAUAUGGUAAAGCCAAUCAUUUGGCCUUGAAAUACAGUGCCUUGUUAAGUGAAUAUGAAGACGAUCGCAUUGAUUCUCAUGAUACGGGAAUACAAACGGAUCCUUUCCCCUUUUUGGGUCCCCAGGGAAGUUGGAGUACGUCCUCUAUGGGUCAAGUAAACACGAUCAAUGAACCCUUUGUCUCUGAAACCAUCCCGCCCGUGACCACCGAACAAACUCUCCUGACAUUGGAUAUCCUGGAUAUGGCCUCUAUUCUCAAGAGUUCACAGGUGAUUUCGUCUGAAGUGAAAUUUGAUAGUUUAUUAAAAUCGGUGAUGGCUAUUAUCUUGGAGAACUCGGGUGCGGAUUGUGGUGCUAUUAUUGUCAAGGAAGAGAAAUACGGCAUGUGUGCUUAUGGAAGUCAAUCGGAUGGAUCCAUGACGUUUGACCCCCCACGACCUUUAGCGGAUGAUGAUGGAUUGGUCUCCAGUCGUAUUGUGCACCAUACGAUCAAUACGGGUGAAAGCAUCUUUAUUCAUAACGUCGAUCAAGAUCCACGGUUUGCAGUGGGACCCUGGUAUGAACGUGUAGGAAGUAAAUCGGUGAUCUGUAUGCCGAUUAUCCAUAAGAGUGCAUUGGUGGGUUGUUUAUUUAUCGAAGGAUCCUCUGGUAUUUUCACACAACGUCAUAUCACGGUGUUGAGCCUACUCUGUCAACAAAUGGGCAUUUCCAUCACCAACGCCUUUUUGUUCAAAUCUGUGCAACGUGUGACGAUGGCCAACAUGCGCAUGAUCGAGAUGCAAAAACAAGCGUUGGAGGAAGCGCGACGAAGUAAAGAAGCAGCGGUACGCGCCACAAGAUUACGCGAGAUCUUCCUCGCUAACAUGAGUCAUGAGAUUCGAACCCCCUUUUCCGGUUUCUACGGCAUGAUUUCCUUGCUGGCUGAAACAUCCUUGGAUAACGAACAACGUGAUCUGGUCAAGACGGCUAAAGAAUCGUGUGAAAUCCUGUUACAGAUCAUUGAUGAUUUGCUCAACUUUUCCAAGUUACAAGCGGGUAAAGUCACACUGGAUAUCUCGCCCAUUGUGGUGGAGGAUAUCAUUGCCGAUGUGGUGGAGAUGCUGAUUGCCAUGGCCAUUCAAAAGGGCAUUAAUAUCUCCUAUAUCGUGGAAGAAAAUGUACCACCCGUGGUGAUGGCAGAUGGGAAUAGGAUACGUCAGGUGAUUAUCAAUCUGUUGGGGAACGCCAUUAAAUUCACACACGAGGGAGAGAUCCGUAUCAAAUGCUCCUUGGAUACCACCACGGUGAUCAAUAACAGUAAAGGAGAUCAAGUCAACCUGUUGUUUGAGGUGAUUGAUACGGGUAUUGGCAUCAGUCAAGAACAACGCAAAGUGCUGUUUGAACCGUUCUCACAAGUGGAUGGCAGUACGACACGUAAAUACGGUGGUACAGGACUUGGAUUAUCCAUCUGCCUACAAUUGGUACAAUUAAUGUCCGGAACGAUUAACGUCUCAAGUGUGCCUGGGAAAGGUUCUGAUUUUUACUUCAGUAUCCAAGUUUCUAAACUCCGUACACAGCAAAUCAAGGGUUUACAGACGGAGUCUUACCGCGAUGAUCGUAAACAACUUUUGCAGUGUAUUCAGGGUAUUCGUGUGUUGGUGAUAUCCAAGUACGCGGCAACGAUUGACAUGGUACGAAGUAUUUUACCGGGUAUCCACGUGGAUGGCGUACUUCAGAUUGAAGAAUUUAAUGGAUUAGUCAGGCAACACAAGUACGAUGUGAUUAUUGUUGGACUGUUUACCAAUCAAGACAUGUCGGCCAACGCUUCGUCCACCUGGUUAGAGGAUGCUAGCAAAUUGAAUCGGGAUGGAUUGAUCAUCAUUAUGAAUUAUCCUGCGGGGGGUAUUUUAAAUACCGUCAAUGAACCUGUGUCUAAUGAAAAGAUGCACUGUAAAUCGAUACGUAUGGCAGUUCCUUUGCGUCGCAUAAAGCUCUUGGGUACCAUUGCCGAAAUGUUGAAAAGGGUGACGCCUGUUAACAAGGAAAGUACACGAACUAGAGCUGUUCAACUGAUCACGGAAGAAGAAAGAAAGUUAUUUAGUACAAUGAACAUUUUAAUUGCUGAAGACAAUCCUGUUGCACAGAAACUACUGCUAAAACAACUUACCCGACUGGGCUUCCAAGUGGAGUGCGCCAACAAUGGUCUAGAAGCGGUGAAUGCAUGGAGUAACCAUCCCAUUGGAUUUUUUGUCAUGGCCUUUUUUGAUCAUCACAUGCCCAAGGUAAAGCACUUUUUCCUAUUAUAUUUAACAAGUAUAUAUAACUGACAUAUAUAAAUUUAUUUUUGUUUAAAAAGUGCGAUGGUGUGGCAGCGACGAAACGAAUCCGAGAAAUUGAAAGGGAAGAAGAACGCAGUGUUAGAUUUCCGAUUGUUGCAUUGACAGCAGAUGUACAAGAGAGUGCAAAGAAGGUGUGUAUGGCUGCAGGUAUGGAUGGGUAUCUGACAAAGCCACUGAACCAAAAGAUUUUGGCUGAAGCCUUGAGAAAGUAUUGUCAACGUACGCCCAUGAUUGAAUCAUUGGCUAUUACAGAUAAAUGAUGUCAACCCUCUUUUAUUAUUAUUUAAUUAUUGUCUCAUAACCACAACAACCAUCCUAUUUAUAUUACCCCCCCCUCCCUUUUUUAAAACACACACUCUUUUUCAAAAAAAAAAAAUCUUUUUUGUACAGAAUUAAUAAUUAAAGUAUUUACACAUAGAAUAAAAAGAGAGGC